This is a messenger RNA of Ailuropoda melanoleuca (giant panda), 1292 nucleotides long. RefSeq names its product 26S protease regulatory subunit 10B. NCBI's taxonomy places the organism in Eukaryota, Metazoa, Chordata, Mammalia, Carnivora, Ursidae. The record is from RefSeq and is a predicted model, not a curated record. Gene Ontology annotation, molecular function: ATP binding; ATP hydrolysis activity.
AUGGCGGACCCUAGAGAUAAGGCGCUUCAGGACUACCGCAAGAAGCUGCUGGAGCACAAGGAGAUUGACCGCCUCAAGGAGUUAAGGGAACAAUUAAAAGAACUUACCAAGCAGUAUGAAAAGUCUGAAAAUGAUCUGAAGGCCCUACAAAGUGUUGGGCAGAUUGUAGGUGAAGUACUUAAGCAACUAACUGAAGAAAAAUUCAUUGUGAAAGCUACAAAUGGACCAAGAUAUGUUGUGGGCUGCCGUCGACAGCUUGAUAAAAGUAAGCUGAAGCCAGGAACAAGAGUUGCUUUGGAUAUGACUACACUAACUAUCAUGAGAUAUUUGCCAAGGGAAGUGGAUCCAUUGGUCUACAACAUGUCUCAUGAGGACCCUGGGAAUGUUUCUUAUUCUGAAAUUGGAGGACUAUCAGGACAGAUUCGGGAAUUAAGAGAGGUGAUAGAAUUACCUCUUACAAACCCAGAAUUAUUCCAGCGUGUAGGAAUAAUACCUCCAAAAGGCUGUUUGUUAUAUGGACCACCAGGCACAGGAAAAACACUCUUGGCACGAGCUGUUGCUAGCCAGCUGGACUGCAACUUAUUAAAGGUUGUAUCUAGUUCUAUUGUAGACAAGUACAUUGGUGAAAGUGCUUGUUUGAUCAGAGAAAUGUUUAAUUAUGCCAGGGAUCAUCAACCAUGCAUUAUUUUUAUGGAUGAAAUAAAUGCUAUUGGUGGUCGUCGGUUUUCUGAGGGUACUUCAGCUGAUAGAGAGAUUCAGAGAACUUUGAUGGAGUUACUAAAUCAAAUGGAUGGAUUUGAUACUCUACAUAGAGUUAAAAUGAUCAUGGCUACAAACAGACCAGAUACACUGGAUCCUGCUUUGCUUCGUCCAGGAAGAUUAGAUAGAAAAAUACAUAUUGAUUUACCAAACGAACAAGCAAGAUUAGAUAUAUUGAAAAUCCAUGCAGGUCCCACUACAAAGCAUGGUGAAAUAGAUUAUGAAGCAAUUGUGAAGCUUUCAGAUGGCUUUAAUGGAGCAGACCUGAGAAAUGUUUGUACUGAAGCAGGUAUGUUUGCAAUUCGUGCUGAUCAUGAUUUUGUAGUACAGGAAGACUUCAUGAAAGCAGUCAGAAAAGUGGCUGAUUCUAAGAAGCUAGAGUCUAAAUUGGACUACAAACCUGUGUAAUUUACUGGAAGGUUUUUGAUGGCUGCAUGACAGAUACCAGCUUAAUGUAAAAAUAAAGUUAAGGAAAAUAAUGUAUGUAUUGGCAAUGAUCUCAUUAAAAACAUAUGAAUAAAAAUAAGUAUGAA